AUGAAGACAUCAUAUCUUUUCAUACCCACAAUCCUCGGAAUCUCCGUCCAGUCUUCGAAUCUCCAACAGCCCGUACCAGCAGGACUCGGAGACCAUGAUAUUCAAGUUUACCCCCAGGAACUUGGACUUGAAGCAUCCGCAGCACAAGGAGUUAAACUUCUAGACUCAAUAAUAAAAUCCUCCCCACUUCUCUCCUUCCACCGAUCCAUCGUCCAAAUCCCCUCGAUAAGUGACGACGAGAAAACCGUCGGCGACUUCAUACUAGACUUCCUCUCUGCGCACAACUUCACCACCGAGAAACAACUCGUCUCUCCAGAUACUAAAGACCACGAUGAACGAUUCAAUAUAUACGCCUAUACCGGUGAAAAAAGACACGUCGAUAUUCUAUUGACUAGUCACAUCGACACUGUGCCGCCUUAUAUCCCGUACUCCCUCCACGCACCGACAAAACCAACCACAUCCCCAUAUAAAUUCAACAGAACCGACCUCCUAAUCGCCGGCCGCGGCACAGUCGACGCAAAAGCCAGCGUCGCAGCAAUGAUCUUCGCCUUAAUCGAAACUCUGGAAGAGGACCAAAACCCCACCGCCUCACUAGGCCUCCUAUUAACCGUUGGCGAAGAAAACUCCGGCGCAGGAAUGAAAUUCUUCUCAAACUCAGACCUGAACCCAACCCCACCGAUUUUCCGCACAGUUAUAUUCGGCGAACCGACCGAUCUGAACCUCGUGGCUGGCCACAAAGGCACGUUUGGGUUUAAAGUGACUGCUCACGGUAAAGCUGCGCAUUCGGGAUAUCCAUGGCUUGGAACGAGUGCGAUAUCUUCACUUUUGCCUGUGCUCUCGGUACUGGAUGGACUCGAAGAUAGAUCCCCGGAAGAAGGGGGACUAUUACGCGGUGAGAAGCUGGGGCAAUCAACGCUUAAUAUUGGCGUUGUGCGUGGUGGUGUUGCGGGGAAUGUUGUACCCGCGUUUGCGGAGGCGGGUGUUAAAAUUCGUCUUGCGGCGGGGACGGUGGAGGAUACGAGGGGUAUUAUUGAAAGGGCCGUUGAGGAGGGGAAGGGUAAGGUGAAGGCUGGUAAUGGUAUUGGCGAUGAUGACGCUGGUAUCGAGCUUAGUUUUGAUAGGGGGUCUUUGCCGCAGUUUUUUGAUACCGAUGUUGAUGGGUUUGAAGUUAUUACUGUGAAUUAUGGGACUGAUGCGUUUUCUUUGCGAAUUGGGGAAGGGGGUCAUAGAGUUCGUCGGUAUUUGUAUGGGCCGGGAAGUAUUCAUGUUGCUCAUGCGGAUGAUGAGGCGAUUACGGUUGGUGAGAUUGAAGAGGCGGUUCGGGGGUUUAAGAGGCUUAUUUCUGCGACUUUGUGA
Penicillium waksmanii is the source of this 1356-nucleotide messenger RNA. RefSeq names its product M20 family metallopeptidase. NCBI's taxonomy places the organism in Eukaryota, Fungi, Ascomycota, Eurotiomycetes, Eurotiales, Aspergillaceae. The record is from RefSeq and is a predicted model, not a curated record. Bases 1 to 1356 code for a protein of 451 amino acids. The transcript has a single exon. Gene Ontology annotation, molecular function: hydrolase activity.